ACACGUGGCCGUUGGCUCCGCCUCCGGAAUUGCGUCACAAGGUCAACAGACCCUCAUACAGGCAACACGAGGAAGAUGGCGGCCUCCUUGUGUCACUGUUACCAGCACUAUGCCAGGAGGGGUUUAGUAUUACUCACUACACGCACUUGUGCCACGUAUGAUGCCUUCCGUGUGCACAGGAUAUGUGGGUCUGUCACAAGUGCCUCACAGGUAAGGUAUUUAUCAGCAAACCGAGGAGGGCGCAAAGGCUUCUUAGGUGAAUUUCUGGACAGCUUGAAGCAGGAGCUGAACAAAAACAAAGAGAUGAAGGAGAACAUCAAGAAAUUUCGUGAGGAGGCCAAAAAGCUGGAGGAAUCAGAGGCACUUCAACAAGCUAGGCGGAAAUAUAAAACCAUUGAGUCUGAAACCGUGAGGACUUCAGAGGUGCUGAAGAAGAAGCUGGGGACGCUGUCAGACACGGUCAAAGAGAGUUUAGAAGAGGUCGGUCGCUCAGACAUUGGGAAAAAAAUCAUGGAAGGAAUGGAGGAAGCGGCAAAAACAGCCAAGCAGUCAGCAGAGAGCGUCUCUAAGAGCGGAGAGAAGCUGGGAAAAACUGGAGCCUUCCGAGCAAUCUCACAGGGUAUGGAGAGUGUAAAAAAGGAGAUCGGGGACAUUGGUCAUAGUGGACCUUACAGACCACCUACUCGGUUACGGAAGAGAAGUGACUUCUCAUCUAAAGCAGCAGGGACUGAAGCCAAAGUUUUUGACGCUAAUGAGGAGGCGACAGGUGUCGUGCUUCACAAGGACUCAAAAUGGUAUCAGCAGUGGAAGGACUUCAAGGAAAACAAUGUAGUUUUUAACAGAUUCUUUGAAAUGAAGAUGAAAUACGAUGAGAGUGACAAUGCCUUAAUCAGAGCAUCUCGUGCCGUCACGGAUAAGAUGACAGAUCUUAUCGGUGGCUUGUUCUCCAAGACUGAGAUGUCUGAAGUUCUCACCGAGAUCCUGAAGGUAGAUCCCAACUUUGAUAAAGACUCUUUUCUUCACCAGUGUGAGAAGGACAUCAUUCCCAACAUCCUGGAGGCUAUGGUUCAAGGAGAGCUUGAGGUCCUCAAGGAUUGGUGCUAUGAAGCUACUUACAGCCAGUUGUCCCAUCCAAUCCAGCAAGCUAAAACAAUGGGACUGCAGUUUCACUCGAAGAUCCUUGACAUCGACAAUGUAGAUCUGGCCAUGGGGAAAAUGAUGGAACAAGGCCCUGUCCUCAUCAUCACCUUCCAGGCCCAGCUGGUGAUGCUGAUCCGUAACACCAAGGGUGAAGUGGUGGAGGGGGACCCGGAGAAAGUCCUCAGGAUGAUGUACGUUUGGGCUUUGUGUCGAGACCAGGAAGAGUUCAACCCCUACGCUGCCUGGAGGCUGCUGGACAUCUCCGCCUCGAGCACAGAGCAGAUCCUCUGAAGAGCUUGAGGGGACACGAGCGUGCGCGCGCACACACACACACGGCUCAAGAUGGAAGGAAGUGGCUGUGCUCAUACAACCCACUGAGUGACACUUUUCCCUGAAGCAUGACUGUACUACAUGGGCCGUGUCGUUUUACUGGACCUGAGACUGAUGUCGCACGGUUGGAUGCACGUGUGACUGUCGGCACAUUGUGUUGCAUUUUCGCUACAGAUUUGUGUUCAGUUCCUCCCUAUGCAGUAGGGUGUGUGGUAAAGCAGUGCCAUUCAUAUCAAUCAUUAAAGGGAUCGUUCAGCCGGAUAUGCUAACUCGGCUAUCAGUCAGUGGAAAGGCUCAAAAGCCAAUGUAACUCUAAAGCCCAUCUGUUAUUAGCUACAUUAGCGUUUUUGCCCAGAUUAUGUCUUUAAUGGCUGAGAUUUGUAUAAUCAUUCCCAAAAGUUAAAUACCAAAUAAACUGUAAGAACCAAUUUGAAGUUUUUAAACACAUUUAAAAAUAUGGCAAAUGUUUGCAAGACUAAUCCUUAAGCAAGAAGUUCCACAUCUUUGCAAAUUAAAUUUUUUUUUUUUUAAGAUGCAGUGUGUCAUACAGUUUUAAAGUGAAGUCAACAGUGUAAUAAACAUCAGGAAAGAAAUCCUGCUUUCACUGAGGAUUAAACUGACACAUUACACAUUGAAAUUUUUUAAAUAAAUCAGAAAAAAACAUGUUGAAA
This is a messenger RNA of Neoarius graeffei (lesser salmon catfish), 2141 nucleotides long. It is a transcript of the gene timm44, whose product is annotated as translocase of inner mitochondrial membrane 44 homolog (yeast). Gene Ontology annotation, molecular function: protein-folding chaperone binding. NCBI's taxonomy places the organism in Eukaryota, Metazoa, Chordata, Actinopteri, Siluriformes, Ariidae. Gene Ontology annotation, cellular component: mitochondrial inner membrane. Bases 76 to 1431 code for a protein of 451 amino acids. The transcript has 13 exons. Gene Ontology annotation, biological process: protein import into mitochondrial matrix. The record is from RefSeq and is a predicted model, not a curated record.